Pseudopodoces humilis (Tibetan ground-tit) is the source of this 4222-nucleotide messenger RNA. RefSeq names its product KRIT1 ankyrin repeat containing (gene KRIT1). Gene Ontology annotation, cellular component: plasma membrane; cytoskeleton. The record is from RefSeq and is a predicted model, not a curated record. Lineage: Eukaryota; Metazoa; Chordata; Aves; Passeriformes; Paridae. Gene Ontology annotation, biological process: negative regulation of angiogenesis; cell redox homeostasis; regulation of establishment of cell polarity. Gene Ontology annotation, molecular function: protein binding.
UCUUGCUCCCAGGAAACAUACUGGACUAAGGCCAUAGGAAUCUGAAGACCUCUGUUUCUCCUAGAAGAGGUGGAGAAGCUAGAAACACUAACAUUUAAAAUAUGUAGAGGAGUUAAUCUGCAAAAAGCAUGCGCGUACUGAUGCUAUGGAAUGAAAGUGUGUUCAUUUGCAGAUGAAGAAAAUGAUCAGCUGGAAGGUGGAAAUGGUCAGACAUAACCUUCUUUCUGGAAGCUGAUACGUGAUUUAGCUUUAGGAGAUUUUCCAUAUAACUUCCAUACUAUUUUGUGAUUUUAGGAAUUGUCACCUUGGUUUAACAGAAGGUGAUAAAGUAAGAAGGAGAGAUGGGAAACCCAGAAAACAUUGGAGAUGCAUAUGUUGCUGUGAUUCGUCCAAAAAAUACUGCUAGCCUCAAUUCUCGGGAGUAUCGAGCUAAAUCCUAUGAAAUUUUGCUACUUGAAGUUCCCAUUGAAGGCCAAAAGAAAAAAAGAAAGAAAGUUUUGCUGGAAACUAAACUUCAAGGAAGCACUGAGAUAACCCAGAGCAUCUUGGAUUAUGUAUUAGAAGCCACCAAACCAAUUUCACCAGCCAAUCAGGGUAUUAAAGGAAAGCGUGUGGUGUUAAUGAAGAAGUUUCCUCUAGAUGGAGAGAAGGCAGGCCAGGAGGCAUCUCUCUACAUUGUUCCAACUGUUGUGAAAGAUAAUACAAAAUAUACAUACAGUCCUGGAUGCCCUGUGUUCUACUGUUUACAAGACAUCAUGAGAGUCUGCAGCGAAUCCAGCACACACUUUGCUACACUAACUGCAAAAAUGUUAAUUGCCUUGGAUAAGUGGUUGGAUGAACGGCACACCCAGUCUCACUCCAUCCCAGCUUUAUUCCGACCAUCUCCUCUUGAGAGAAUUAAAACAAAUGUAAUAAACCCUGCCUAUGCUAUAGAACCUGGUCAAACAGAGAGCUCAUUGCACAUGGGUUAUACUGCCCUGGAAAUAAAGAGUAAAAUGCUGGCAUUGGAGAAAGCAGAUAUGUGUAUCUAUAAUCCUUUGUUUGGAUCUGACCUUCAGUAUACCAAUAGGGUUGACAAGGUGGUAAUAAAUCCAUACUUCGGCCUUGGAGCCCCAGACUAUUCAAAGAUUCAGAUUCCUAAAAGAGAAAAGUGGCAACGUAGCAUGAGCAGUGUCACAGAGGACAAGGAACACCAGUGGGUAGAUGAUUUCCCUCUUCACCGCAGUGCUUGUGAAGGCGACUCUGAUUUACUAAGCCACCUUCUGGAUAAAAAGUUUUCUGUUAAUCAGCUGGACAGUGACCACUGGGCACCAAUCCAUUAUGCAUGCUGGUAUGGAAAAGUUGAAGCCACUCGAAUGCUGUUGGAGAAAGGGAAAUGCAAUCCAAAUCUUUUGAAUGGUCAACUUAGCUCUCCUCUUCAUUUUGCUGCUGGAGGUGGGCAUGCUGAAAUAGUACAAAUUCUGCUAAAUCAUCCAGAAAUUGACAGACACAUUACUGAUCAACAAGGAAGAUCUCCGCUAAAUGUCUGUGAAGAGAACAAACAAAAUGAGUGGGAAGAAGCUGCAAAACUACUGAAGGAAGCCAUAAAUAAACCUUAUGAAAAGGCUCGAAUUUAUCGUAUGGAUGGGUCAUAUCGCUCUGUCGAGCUGAAACAUGGAAACAACACAACUGUCCAGCAAAUAAUGGAGGGCAUGCGCCUGUCUCAAGAAACUCAGCAGUACUUCACUAUCUGGAUCUGUUCUGAGAACCUCAGUCUCCAGCUGAAGCCAUAUCACAAGCCUUUGCAACAUAUUCGAGACUGGCCUGAAAUAUUCACUGAACUGACAAACUUGGAUCCUCAAAGGGAAACCUCACAGCUUUUCCUGAGAAGGGAUGUGAGACUUCCACUGGAAAUAGAAAAAAAGAUUGAGGAUCCAUUGGCUAUUCUUAUACUUUUUGAUGAGGCCAGAUAUAAUUUACUCAAAGGUUUUUAUACAUCACCCGAUGCAAAGCUGAUUACACUGGCAAGUCUUCUUCUACAAAUAGUCUAUGGAAAUUAUGAGAGCAAGAAACAUAAACAGGGCUUUCUAAAUGAAGAAAAUCUUAAAUCUAUUGUACCAAUAACUAAACUGAAAAGCAAAGCUCCUCAUUGGACAAACAGGAUACUUCAUGAAUACAAGAAUCUCAGCACCAGUGAAGGUGUCAGUAAGGAGAUGCAUCACCUUCAGCGCAUGUUCUUGCAGAAUUGCUGGGAAAUCCCUACUUAUGGAGCAGCUUUUUUCACAGGACAGAUAUUCACCAAAGCAAGUUCAAGUAGCCAUAAAGUCAUCAAAGUGUAUGUAGGAGUAAAUGUAAAAGGGCUGCACCUCCUCAACAUGGAAACAAAGGCUUUACUCCUGAGCCUAAAGUACGGUUGCUUUAUGUGGCAGUUGGGAGAUGGAGAUACGUGUUUUCAAAUCCACAGUCUGGAAAACAAAAUGAGCUUUAUUGUGCAUACCAAACAGGCAGGACUCGUUGUAAAACUCCUGAUGAAAUUAAAUGGCCAGCUAAUGCCAACUGAAAGAAACGAGUGAUGGAAAUGAACAGUAGUUACAAGAUGGCAUCUGAUGGCUGAGCAAAAAACAACUUUUUCCUCCUCGUAACAGGACUUCCAUGUACAUUAAUUUUACACAAUAGAAAAGUCAAUUUGUACAGUUUUUUAACUUUGUACAGAAGCUGCAUGGUUUAUUUUUUUAAAAAAACUAUACAACAUAUCUAUUAUUUUUAUAAAUAUUUUUGUGUUUCAUAUAUUAACUAUUGUAGGGCUGAGCUUAACCAAUAAAGCUGAUGAAAUCUGAAUGGUUUACCUAGUUCGAUAAGCAUGAAUCCAGUAAAGCUGUUGUUCCCAGAGAAAUAUGGGACUACCAGUGCCAUUAAGGAAGUCUCAGUUAACCGAUUUACCCUUCAUGUCAUUGUGUGGAACACCAAGGAGGUGGUAUAUGUUGCAGUAUUUUGUAGACACCCUGUAUUUUUAAGAUACUAUUGAUAAAUAUGCCUAAAGGACCAGUUAGACCAGUUAGACCUUUGAGCAACUACUUUUGAUAAACUCUUGUUGUCUAUUUGGGUCAAAUGGGCAGACAUUUUAGCUUGCUUUAUUUUCACUCUUAACUUUCUCAUACUUUGUAUUCAUAUUUAUUCUAAAAUACUGCAUGAGGAUGCCAAAAGGGAAAUACUUUAAAUCAUUCAGAAGCCAUAUUGAAUGUUUUGCAUGCUUGUUUUGUAAAAUGGAUUUUUACUUUUGCUGUGCAAUAUAUGUAUGGAGGAGAGGGAGACAGGGAUUUACAGAUGAACCUUACUCAGAGGACUUUAGAAAGUUUUAUAAAUCCUACCCUGGAUUGCAACACAUAUGCAGUAACAAAAGCUCAUACGGGAGGUACUAAGUUAUUUCUCUUAAAUUAAUUUUCCUACUGAUUAAUUCAGUUUCUUCAGGCUAAAAGCAGUGCAGGAUGCAAGAAUGAAGAUAACAAGGAAGUCAGAGAUUGUAAGCAUUCUGCCUGCUCUUUGUAGAGUCAGGGUUGGGGCUCAACAAGUUGGGUCCCAAGUGUAGGGUGGGAUCCUAUGCAGUCUGAAACAUAUUCUUGUACAUUAAAAUAGUAUCUGUAACGCAAAUCUUUGAAGUUUCUGGUUGUAUUUCAGGGUUUUAAGUGCACUUGACUAUUUCUUCCGUGUAAACUGCAUGCUAAAACAGUGUGCAAUAUUUUGUAAAAAAAAAGCUUUUAUAAAAAAAUAAAAAUUAGCACUUGCCUCUAAGUUUUCAAAUAAAAGCUAAAAUGAAUGUGAAGCACUGUGCUAUUGUAUAGUAACUUUACUCAUACCUUACUGGUAACUGCAGUUUAAGAAAUUAAAGUAGUAAGCCGUUAAAAACGUGAACGGGAGACUUGUAUUUUGUAUUCUUCUUAGCAAGCUGUACUUUUCUACUUAAACUUUACAGGCCUAAAUAAAAGUAAAUUUUCAUGAAUUGUUACGCUUUAUUUAAGGUAAAUAAUGCAAGUCAGGUCCUUCAUCAUGCAUCCCUGCUAUCACUUGGCACUGGUAUCAGAAAUACAUUUCUUUAUAUAGCACUUUCUUAGAAAACUAGAGGAAAAUGUUAGGAAGGUUUGUCAGUUGCCUAUAUAACUAUACUAUCAAUAUGCCUUACUGCUGUAUAGUCCUUUCUGCUAAAUUCUUAUUUAUUACUACCUAAUAAAUUGUUUGCAACAAGUCA